AUGGUUCCCGCUCUCAGCCGCUGGCACCCAAGUGGGAAGUCCAAGAUCGUGAAAGACCUGCAGUCUCUCCAUGCAGAGAAACCUGCCAUUGAGAACCCUACCAAGCACAGCUCCACACUGACACAGGAAGGCGAAUACUUCCUGAAGGUGCUGAUCCCCAGCUACGCCGCGGGCUCCAUCAUCGGCAAGGGCGGCCAGACCAUCGUCCAGCUGCAGAAAGAGACGGGCGCCACCAUCAAGCUGUCCAAGUCCAAAGACUUCUACCCGGGAACCACUGAGCGGGUGUGCCUGGUGCAGGGCACAGCGGAGGCCUUGAAUGCGGUGCACAGCUUUAUUGCGGAGAAGGUCCGAGAAAUCCCGCAAGCGAUGACCAAGCCCGAAGUGGUCAACAUCCUUCAACCUCAAACCACGAUGAAUCCUGACAGAGCCAAGCAGGCCAAGCUGAUCGUCCCCAACAGCACAGCCGGCCUGAUCAUCGGCAAAGGGGGCGCGACGGUCAAAGCGGUGAUGGAACAGUCGGGGGCCUGGGUGCAGCUGUCCCAGAAGCCCGAGGGCAUCAACCUGCAGGAGCGCGUGGUGACGGUCAGCGGCGAGCCCGAGCAGGUGCACAAGGCCGUGAGCGCCAUCGUGCAGAAGGUCCAGGAGGACCCGCAGAGCAGCAGCUGCCUCAACAUCAGCUACGCCAACGUGGCCGGCCCCGUGGCCAACUCCAACCCCACCGGCUCCCCGUACGCCACGAGAUUUGAGGUGGUGGUAGACUGA
This is a messenger RNA of Echinops telfairi (small Madagascar hedgehog), 762 nucleotides long. It is a transcript of the gene NOVA2, whose product is annotated as NOVA alternative splicing regulator 2. Lineage: Eukaryota; Metazoa; Chordata; Mammalia; Afrosoricida; Tenrecidae. The coding region runs from base 1 to 762 and encodes 253 amino acids. The transcript has 5 exons. Gene Ontology annotation, biological process: regulation of alternative mRNA splicing, via spliceosome; mRNA splicing, via spliceosome. Gene Ontology annotation, cellular component: cytoplasm; nucleus. The record is from RefSeq and is a predicted model, not a curated record. Gene Ontology annotation, molecular function: mRNA binding.